Soboliphyme baturini is the source of this 746-nucleotide messenger RNA. The record is from the annotation of a GenBank genome assembly. Lineage: Eukaryota; Metazoa; Nematoda; Enoplea; Dioctophymatida; Soboliphymatidae.
CCUCCGAUCGCUCCUGCGAAGUGGAGAGGAGUGAUGAACGCUACGCAUUAUGGGCCCUGCUGCGCUCAGCAGUAUGAAUUGUACAAAGACAAAAAUUUGGUCGAACUUGCCAGGAUUAGACGCUCUGAAGACUGCCUAUACUUGAAUGUUUUUGCUCCUCCUCAGUAUUACAACGAAAGUUUUCCGGUGAUAGUAUGGAUUCAUGGCGGUGGUUUCCAGACUGGAUCUUCUGCUGACUACAAGCAGGAGUCAAUUUUAAGAAACUUCGUCAGCCGUCAUGUCGUUUUCGUAACCUUCAAUUAUCGUCUUGGACCUCUGGCGCAACAUCCACACGUUUGGUGGCAACCCGGAGAGCGUAACGUUGAUGGGCCAUGGCAGCGGGGCAGCUUCAGCGUCGAUACUUGCCUUGUCGCCGCGAGCCGAAGCCCGGGGAUGAUUCGCACUACUGCCAUAAACGCAACAUGGCUGCUGCAAGAGCAUCUAGGUUGCCGAGCGUCGAACUCUAGCCAAUUGCUUGAGUGCUUGAAAACAAGGCAUCGUAAUGAUCUUUUAGAUCCAAAAGCACCGAGAGUGCAUUAUGACAAUUACAAUGAAUGGGUGCCCGUAGUCGAUGGAUAUGGUGGCGUCAUACCAGAAUCUCCAGAAAUUUUAGCUUCGUAUCGUUCUACGGUUCCAAUUUUGUUAGGAACUGCGUACCACGAAAGUGCAUUAAAUUUCGGUACGCAAAAUAUUUUUGCAAUAUAAGU